GCCCUACCCCGCACUGCUCCCACGGCGCGACCACCACCAUUAACAGUCCAGAAGUUACACAGCUCCAGCUGCUUUGGUGGCGGCGCUCUGACGUGCCCCCACCGGCAAUAGACGUGUGCUGCUGCUGCUGCUGCUUCUUCUCGCAGAAGAGCUUCUAAUCGUCACCUAUAGCGAUGACCGACACCAUGUUUGGCAGCAGCAACGACCAAUGGAUCUGCCCCAAUGACAGACAGCUGGCACUGCGGGCAAAGCUGCAUACGGGCUGGUCAGUACACACGUACCAGACAGAGCGGCAGAGGAAGAGCCAGGCCCUCCAGCAGCAGGAGCUGGACAUCAUCCUGAGCGUCAUGCGCAGAGCCGAGCAGCUAGACCAGCUGGAACAGCAUAGGAUUGGGCGUCUGGUGGAGCGUCUGGAGAACAUGCGGGGGAGUGCGGUGGGCAAUGGCCUCUCCCAGUGCCUGCUGUGCGGGGAGACGCUGGGAAUUCUGGGGGCGCCGUCUGUACUCUGUCAGCACUGCUGCAAGAAAGUGUGCACCAAGUGUGGAAUUGAGACGGUGACCAACCAGAGAAGACUUCAGUGGCUCUGCAAAAUUUGUAGUGAACAGAGAGAGGUGUGGAAACGCUCUGGAGCCUGGUUCUACAAAGCUCUACCCAAACAUGUACGGCCGGUGAAGGAGACACCCUUUGAGUGCCGGAUGGCAGCUGAGGGGAGGUGUGAGCCCAGGAUAGUCAGCAGUGUGCCCAACCGUACCUACACAUGGACACACGGCAAACUGGUGUCCAGUGAGAGUGAGGACAGUGAUUCGGAGCUGAGCGUCUGCAGUGGGGAGCUGAAGGCGGGCGUUCCUACUGACUGCAAGCCCCGCAGAGGAUCAGAGUCCAGUGGGAGCUCGAGCCUGUUGCGGGCCCCAGCUCCCAUGAGCCUCAGCAGCGCGGCCAUCCUGUCGGAGAGCCGCUGCAGCCUGGCCAGCGAGCGCAGCAGCCUCCCUCCAGCCACCGAGGAUGACGAGGACACCGACCACAGCCACUUCACCCGCACACCCCCUCUCCUCAGCCGCACCGGCUCCCAACGCUCCUCCGCGGCCAGCCAGCAGUCCGGGGACGCGGGGCCCGGCUCGGGUGCCGGCGGAGACCAGUCGCGCGCCGAUGACGACCCGGACCGAGCCUUCGCCGCUGGCGCCGCCGCCUCCUCGGCCAGCAAGAGGGACGAGGACCCCGACGCGGAGGGAUACGACUCGGACGACUCCACUACUUUGGGUACCCUGGACUUCAGCCUUCUGUAUGACCAGGAGAACAACGCUCUCCAUUGCACCAUCAACAAAGCCAAGGGACUCAAACCAAUGGAUCACAAUGGCCUCUCUGAUCCUUAUGUGAAACUGCACCUGCUGCCGGGGGCUAGCAAGGCUAACAAGCUCCGGACCAAGACGCUUCGCAACACCCUCAACCCCGUCUGGGCAGAAACCCUCACCUACUACGGCAUUACCGAUGAAGACAUGGUCCGCAAAACACUCAGGAUCUCGGUCUGUGACGAGGACAAGUUUCGCCACAACGAGUUCAUCGGAGAGACCCGGAUACCCCUGAAGAAGCUGAAGCCCAACCAGACCAAGAACUUCUACAACUGCUUAGAGAAGCAGCUGCCUAUUGAUAAAACGGAAGAUAAGUCGCUGGAGGAGAGGGGGCGGAUCAUGAUCUCGUUGAAGUACAGCUCUCAGAAGUCGGGCCUGAUAGUGGGGAUCGUACGCUGCGCCCAUCUUGCUGCAAUGGAUGCCAACGGCUUCUCUGACCCCUACGUUAAGACGUACUUGAAACCAGAUGAGAACAAAAAGUCAAAGCACAAGACUGCUGUGAAGAAGAAAACCCUUAAUCCUGAGUUCAAUGAGGAGUUCUUCUAUGACAUCAAAUAUGCUGACCUCACCAAAAAGACACUCGAAGUCACCGUCUGGGAUUAUGAUAUUGGAAAGUCCAAUGAUUUUAUAGGUGGCGUGUCGCUGGGCAUUAAUGCCAACGGGGAGCGGCUAAAGCACUGGUUCGACUGUCUCAAAAACAAGGACAAGAAGAUUGAGCGCUGGCACACCCUAACCAAUGAACUUCCUGGUUCCGCUAUGAACGACUGAAGACUCAUCAAAGUGUCAGCGUUCCUGGAGCAAAACAUCCCUCCCCCUGUCCCUCGUUGUGUCAACGGUGCACCAAGCCUUGGCUGACACACCGUCCUUGACUGACGUGGCUUCCUGAGCCAAACCCAUCUCUAAAUUUAAAAAAUCAAUUAUCUUGCUCGCUCCACGUUGUUUUGUUUGUGAUGUCAGGGGCUCUGCGUAAAUCCAAGUAAGCACCGUGCCGGCCCAUCUGAAGUGUAUAGGAUGCUCUCUUAAAGUGUUUACCUCCUAUUCCAAGGCAAGGCAUGAUGUCAGUGACACCCCCUCUCUCCCUCCUCUACUCAUUCCCAACUGACCAAAUAGUCGAAUGAUUUACCCACUGUUUUCCAGAACUCUGGUCAAGAUUCAUCCUCUGUUGUUUACACAAUGCACAGCAGACUGCAGUUCGACUCUUCUGCUUGCUGUCUGAUUGAAGUAUGCUGGGGGAGGAGGACUCAAGGAUGCUCUGUGAUUUUUGUACGCCUCUGUGAUUUUGCACUGGUCAUGUUCCUUUCGUCAGUCAAGUUGUCAAAAAAAAAAAAAGCAAAACAAAACAAAAACAAAAGUGAGUGAUCAAGAUUUGUCAGAUUUUGUUUGUUUUUAUAACUUUCAAUUGUGGAGUAUCUUGUUGCUUUAAUGUUUUUGGUUGUUUUUCAGGUAGAAUAUAAUCUAAAAAGACCUGUCAAUAUACAGAAUAUAUCAUCAAUGAAUGUAAAUUAUUACCCACUUUUUCUAUGGUAUCUGAGUGUGCACCCAAGUGCUGUACGUUACAGGGAACAGAGCACACAGACAUUCUCAGCGGAGAGCAGAGUCAGUGACGGGGUGGAAACUGAUAGUUAUAUUAAUGCAAUGACCAAUAUAAACUACAGAAUUAGGUCUAUGAUCCACUGCAGCUGGCGGUCAUUACAUGUUUGGCACAGGGCAAUGGCCAGUGUAUGUGACACUGGCCAUCCGUAUGCCAUGGUUUACAAAACGGCCUUGGCACAGUUUUAAAUGCAAAAGCAUAUAAAAUCCAAAUGUGCCAAGGUCCCCCAGUGGAGAAUUCCUACUGUAUUGGAAAUGAUUUGAACUCAAUAUAUAUAGUAGAGAAGUAGACAGCCAUGUCUGAUAUACAUAUUCAUCACAUAAGUAUUAUGUAUUUCCCUCUUUUACUUUUAUGUAUGUGUAGACAUUGUGUAUUUUUAAUAUUAGCUUAUAUCAUGUAUUAACAGUUCGUUUAUUUGUCAGCUUCGUAUUUAUAGUGUAUGUUAUAUUCCUGAGGAGUUUAGAUAGCUUAGCUAUUUUAGCAUCCAUUGUAGACACAAAAAGCUAUUCUACACAUUCACGUUCAUGGGUUAUUUUGUCUCGUUAUGUUUGUUUUCAUGGUUUCCAUUGCCGUCACGGUUACGUUAUUUUCACAUUCCCUGGUCCACUUCCUGUCUCUUACCUUCACUUAACUACCACACAGCAUGGAUACUAAAUAAAUGGAAUGAGUGAUUAGGUAUGAGCUGCAUGGGUCGCUAAGGCGAGAAUGGCAGACGCACCAUACUAUUGCCGGCCUUCGUUUUUAAACUGCUUUUGAGCACCGCAAAGCCCGAGUCUGAGCACCGGUCAGCCUGCAGGAUGUCUGUGAACCUGCUCCGUACUACAGACCUGUUUGUCUCGAUGCAUAUUCCAGUACAACAGCCACACACACACACCUUGUGACACUUUUUUGUAAUCUGUUUGCCUUUGUACUCAAUCUCAAACUCUACAAACUACAACAAUGCAUGCAAAAUGUUCAUGGUUUGUCACAACAAAAUGGCUUAAUGUUUGAUACUGCUGAUUUUUCUGUGAAAAAAAAAACCUGGAUGCUUAACAAAGAAUGUCAGUGUCUUUUCUUGGACAAAGUUUUUGUACCUUUAAAUGCUACUGCAUCGCCCGCCAGGCUGCCGUAUUAACUGGAGAUGUGACUGCAUGUGAAAGAGUCUGUCUCGGUUUUGUUUCUUUUUUUAACACUCAGGCAAUUGUUUGCAUAUAUUCUAGUGGUUCUCUGAAGAAGAAAAAAAGGUAAUAAUUCAAAAAGUUCUCUCAACUCAACUUACCCUUGCACCAGUUCUGGCUGACUUAUCGUGCCUUUUCUUAUGUCAGUGUGAUUUUUUUGCACCUCUCACUUAACAAUAAUUUCUUCUAGGUAUUAGCUUUUAAUAUGGAAAUUCUACAUUUUACAUAACCUAUUUCUAUUCUUGGCUGUCUCAAUAUUUAGCACUCAGUGAUUGCACUGUGUGUUGGCGGCAUUGAUGGCAAAGGUGCAAGGCUAAGGUGACGAGGACCCUGAUCCAGGUUUCUGCUAGAUAGAUAGAUGGAAAGCGGUUAUCCACCUGCAUGACGUUGCAACAUGAACUCACAGAAUUCUGCAAAAUGAACAAGGCCCAUUGGGGUACAAAAUCUAUGGUAGUGUCACAGCUUUUGCUAAAUCACUGAUGUGCUUUAUGUUUGGGAAAAUCCGUGAAACUGCCACAGAUUUUGUGUCCCAAGGGACCGUGUUCAUUUCCCAUGAGAAUUCUGUGAGAUCAGGUUGUGCAUGACACAUUUAGUCCUUCUGAAGACUGUUGCAGUACAGCUCAUAGAUGGGCUAGACAUUUUUACAAUGACCAUUGCAACAAACUACAAAGAUGAUUUGUUAACCUGGUUUAUUUAAUCCAGAUGUAGUUGUGAGCCUGAUAAAAAGUAUAAAAAAAAGAUACUCAUAUGUAAUGGGACUCUGGGCUCUCUCCCUGGGUUCAACAACACCUCUAGGAUCUCAACCAGGUUGAUCGUUUUUCCAUCUUUGUACUAUACUGCACAGUUGAAUGAUUCUGAAAGUUUUGAUUCCAGCAUGCAAUGUGUCAUCAUGACAGACGUACGCUCUGACUGAACAAUCAAACAGGAAUCAGCGAAAUUGAAUACUGAGAACACAAGACGUGCUCUAUUAGAAACCUGAAUCCUGUAUUUUCAUUACAAUGUCCCAUUCAGAGUAUUAUAUUUAUUUUUUGUGAAUGGUGUGCUGUCUAUGUUCGACAACAGAAAUCUGUCCAAUAAAGUAGAGAACCAAUAUAUGAACCAUCACUGUUGCUUUUGUGUUAUUGGAUGAAUGCUAUAAUUACACGUUCUACGAAAGAUGACAAAUAUUACAACCAUUUAAGGAAUCUAGGAUUAAUCCUUUAUUCCAAUAACCAGUUAACCCCUUAACGUAGAGCCUAUGUUAUAAACUUACUGUCACCGAAAGGCUCUCGGUACUGUCAUAGCUAUUAGCAAUGUUGUUAUGAUGUAGUUUUGUUGUAGAGUAUUUUCAGCAAAUAGUGAAUAGGCCCGCCGGCAACCCCAUCUGCAGUAAGAGGCUACCUCAUCUGCAAACUGUGCAUGUCGUGGUUAGUUUUACUAGAUUAAUUUAUUCAUUACAUUGUUCUUUUUUCACUAGUA
Molecule: messenger RNA, 5552 nt
Organism: Engraulis encrasicolus (European anchovy)
Lineage: Eukaryota; Metazoa; Chordata; Actinopteri; Clupeiformes; Engraulidae
Gene: doc2b
Product: double C2-like domains, beta
Exons: 18
Coding region: 174-2114 (646 amino acids)
Biological process (GO): intracellular protein transport; spontaneous neurotransmitter secretion; exocytosis
Cellular component (GO): membrane; synapse
Molecular function (GO): small GTPase binding
Source: RefSeq, a predicted model, not a curated record